Molecule: messenger RNA, 1304 nt
Organism: Rhodofomes roseus
Lineage: Eukaryota; Fungi; Basidiomycota; Agaricomycetes; Polyporales; Fomitopsidaceae
Exons: 3
Coding region: 217-1242 (341 amino acids)
Source: RefSeq, a predicted model, not a curated record
CGUGUGUCUGACACGUGAUCCCAAUCACAGCGCGCCGCGACGCGCCCUCCUCCCCCUCCUCCUCCCGAGUCCCUGAUCCUUCACCUCGUUCUCGACGUCCACUUUCCUGGCCCGUGCUGAAGCUCUUGCACCUCUGUGGACUCACUGCAACUGACCGCGACUCUGUAGUUCCCGACGGAACCCUCGAUUGCUAAAAUCUAUGCCGAGCCACUCGCCAUGGUCUUCGUGAGCGCGUCCGUCGACGUCUACCUCUUUACCGCCAUCGCGGUCACUCUUCCUGUUCUCUUCUACCUACGCCAGAGAAACAGCGGCUCGCGACCAGAAGCGCCAUACGAACCAUACCUCAUCAUCCUUGUGGCCCUACACACCCUGUACAUCUUGUACACCUUGAUUCUCUGCUGGCCCUUCAACCUCUUCAGCCGACUCCAUAUACCGCUCAAUGCAUCUCCAGACACAAUACGGAGCACGCUCGUGAGACGGGCUGGGCUGGAUGUGGAUGCACCACUUCCGAGGUCUUUGGAGGAGCUCUUGACCCGCCUCUCGGCGUUCGAGAUGCGUACGCUCUAUGUCAGAUUCGGGCAAGCCGUUCUGCAGGAAUGUGAGCACUGCAAGACCUUCAACGACUACGCGCUCUUCGCAUUGCCACGCGCGUUCUUGGAGUACGUGCGCGAAGUGGCUAUCAUUGGGAUGCUCACCAUCCGGGAGACCGGACGAGAGCGCUGGCGGACGUACGUCGUCGGCGCGCUGAUUUGCGCCGCAGUGGCGGAGGCCUACUGGAUCGCUACCGCCGCAAUCGACGUGCCCGAAAACGGUCUGGACGUAUUCAUGUGGCACGACAUGCUUUGGGCCCUCCGGCAGCUCGUCUUCCUCGUGACGCCCCUCCUCACGCACUUCCUCCUCCCCUCCACACCCUCGUACGCCUCCAACCCCACCGCGCCCGCACACGCCGCGCAGCUCGCGCUCGAGCAGGCGUCCAGGCGCCUCGUAACUCUGCGUUACACCCGCGGUGCGGUCAUGCGCGACCCGAGGAUGCGCGCGGCCGCGGGCGAUUGGUGGGAGCGCCAACGAGUGGAGGGCGAGUGGGCGAGGGAGGACGAGACCGUGCGGAGGGUCGCGGAUAGGCUAGGGAAGGGCUUCGACGAGACAGGUGUAGAGGGAGAAGGGAGGAUACGGAAGAUCACAAGGGAGGCGGUGGCGAGUUUCAGGGCAGGGCUUGUCGCAGCGCAAGCAGAGCCGUCUUGAUGUUCAGCGAAUGUACUCACGGGACGGAAGGUGGGCAAUUUACAUGUAUUGGCGUGGUAGAC